GUAUCGCCGUGACCCACAAUUCAAACCUAAUAUAUAUAUAUAUAUAUAUAUAUACACAGGGGUUUUCAAUUGAAUCGGAGCUCCUCAUUCUUCCUUUUUAUAAAAUUUCUUCAUUAUAUUUUCCAUACAUUUAUAGCAUACUAGAUAUCAUAUUCAUAUCGAUCAAUCCAUGGUUCCAGCUAAAAUUGAGAUUGCUCGAAAUGUGGCUGGUGUUGUUGGAAAUAUUGCUUCACUCUCCCUCUACUUGUCACCAGCGCAAAUUUUUAUUCGAAUUUGCAAGAAAAGGGCAGUGGAACACUUCUCGCCAACCCCAUACUUGGUGAUGCUAAUGAACCAGAUGGUCUGGACACUGUUCGCGAUGCCCUGGGUGCACCCAAACAGCACCCUCGUCUUAACCAUCAGCGCCACCGGCGUCAUCAUUGCACUCUUCUUCGUUAUCCUCUUUCUCAUCUACUCCGACAGGAAGAAGAGGUUGAAGGUGGGGCUGGUGGUGCUCCUCGAGCUCAUCUUGGUCGCCGUCCUCACCCUUGUUGUCCUCACUCUUUUACACUCCGCGCGGCGCCGUUCUCUGGCUGUUGGAAUAAUCGGCAAUGUCUCAAGCAUCAUGAUGUAUGCCUCGCCCUUUUCAGUCAUGAAACGGGUGAUAAGCACAAAAAGUGUGGAAUACAUGCCCUUUUCCCUAUCUUUGGCUUCCUUUGCCUGUGGUUUUGUCUGGACUUGUUAUGGUUUACUCCCUUUUGACCCUUUUAUCUGUGUAAGUAAUUAAAAAUAUAAAUAUA
Rubroshorea leprosula is the source of this 779-nucleotide messenger RNA. The record is from the annotation of a GenBank genome assembly. Lineage: Eukaryota; Viridiplantae; Streptophyta; Magnoliopsida; Malvales; Dipterocarpaceae.